Messenger RNA from Bradysia coprophila, 1502 nucleotides. Its product is annotated as retinol dehydrogenase 12. The record is from RefSeq and is a predicted model, not a curated record. Lineage: Eukaryota; Metazoa; Arthropoda; Insecta; Diptera; Sciaridae.
UUAUAACAUUUUUUGUAGUUCAGACGAGUGGUGGCAAAAGUUAUGCAUUCAAGCUAGUUGACUUUAGGCCGUUCGCAGGGAAUGUACGUUUAAUUUUUGACUGUAUAAUAACGACGUGUGGUGUUUGUUAUAAAUUGUUUAUGAAUCAUAAUUGUUUUUUGUAUGUUUUCAACACAUCGUUUCACCGUUGAUUAUGAGGCAAUAUGGUAACUAGGCGCAAUGUUACGUGAAUGAACAAAACGCUACACAAAUUUGCACAGUCACAAAAAUCGUCGUUCUUUAAGGGGGAAAACGCGAACAAUUUAUCCAUCCACUGAAGAUCAAAAAAUCAACGAAAUAUAACACACAAAAUGGGCAUUCUAUUUAUCCUGUUCUGCGGAACGAGUGUCGUCGCCGCUUUCUUUCUAUUUUUCGCAUUCUACUUCACACGUUCAUCUAAGUCAAUGCCCCGAUCGUUCGACGAACUAAAAUGGGAAAUAAUUUGGCAAUAUCAUGGAAUUAGGGGUCUGGUCGAAGAUGCGAUUUUGAAACCAAAGAAUCGAGUUGAUCUAAUUAGCUUGGAGGGAAAGGUUGCCGUUAUUACGGGAGGAAAUCGUGGUAUCGGACUGCGUGUGGUUGAAAAGUUGAUGAAAUGCGAUAUGACUGUCGUAAUGGGCGUAAGAAAUCCAAAGGAAGCCGAGGAUAAUGUGGAAAAUUUAAUUGACGUCGGGUCAAUGAAGGGCAAAAUUUUUUACGAACGUUUAGACACCGGCAGCAUGCAGUCGGUGAGACGAUUUGCGAAAUUCGUUCAGAGCAAAUUUUCCAAGGUGGACAUCCUGAUCAAUAACGCUGGUAUCAUGGCGUCACCGUUCCAAAUAACCGAGGAUGGCUUCGAAUCCCAAUUGGCUGUCAACUAUUUGGGACACUUUUUGCUGACCCAUUUGCUAUUGCCACAGCUGAAAGCCGGUGGUACAAAGGAAUGCAAUUCGAGAGUCGUAAACGUGUCAUCCUGUGUCCAUCUCAUUGGCAACAUUAACUUUGAUGAUUUGCACGGAAAGAAAUACUACUAUCCGCCGGUGGCAUACAAUCAGAGUAAAUUGGCUCAGGUGCUAUUCACGCGCUAUCUGCAGAAGGUUUUAAACAAAGAUGAGGCCAACAAUGUUCAAAUUUACGCCGUUCAUCCUGGUGUCGUCGAUACGGAUCUAUUCUGUCAUUCCAGUACCACGUACAUUCCAUGGUUCAAAAAAAUAUUUUUUAAGACGCCCGAACAAGGGUCACGUACGAUUACAUAUGCUGCUAUAUCGCCCCGACUGGAGGGAAAAGGUGGAUCAUAUUUAAGCAAUUGUACGCUCGUCAAAAUCAGUUCGUUGGCCAAAGAUUUAGGUUUAGGAGAGAAAUUCUUUCAGGUUACAUGCGAUAUGCUUGGCAUUGAGGAUUUCUUCGCCGUCUAAUUUCAAUUUUGUAUUUUUCUAUCCCAAUUUUUGUACUUAACGUCGUUCAAUAAACACACACAGUUCGAUGAA